Dendrobium catenatum is the source of this 561-nucleotide messenger RNA. RefSeq names its product acidic phosphoprotein-like. Bases 1 to 561 code for a protein of 186 amino acids. NCBI's taxonomy places the organism in Eukaryota, Viridiplantae, Streptophyta, Magnoliopsida, Asparagales, Orchidaceae. The transcript has a single exon. The record is from RefSeq and is a predicted model, not a curated record.
AUGGAGAAGGUCGUUUCAGUAUACUGUGACUGCUGUGGAUUUAAAGAAAAAUGCACUCAUGAAUACAUAAGCCAGGUGAAGGCUAACUUUGAGGAGAAAUGGCUUUGUGGAAUCUGCUCUGAGGCUGUGAGGGAAGAGAUGAUGAAAGGAAAUAGAACAAUUGAGGAUGCUUUGAAAGCUCUAAUGUCUGUUUAUAGAGAGUUAAAAGCAAAAAAUGCAAGUAUAGCAAAUGGUAGUUGGUCAGGUGAUCGCUCAGCUUCGACUUCGUCGUCAUCCAUAGAUGAAAAUGAAGCGGAAGAGCUCAAUGAAGAAGAAGCAGGAGAGAUAAACGAAGAAGCAGCCGAAGAGAUAAAUGAAGAAGAAGAAGGAGAAAUAAAUGAACAAGCAGCCGAAGAGAUAAAUGAAGAAGCAGCCGAAGAGAUAAAUGAAGAAGAAGAAGCCGAAUAUAUAAAUGAAGAAGAAGCGGGAGAGAUAAAUGAAGAAGCAUCCGUGGAGAUAAAUGAAGAAGAAGAAGCAGGAGAUAUCUCCUGUUAUUUUCAGUGCUCAUUGCAUGUUGAAUAA